Messenger RNA from Nothobranchius furzeri (turquoise killifish), 2077 nucleotides. Its product is annotated as suppressor of tumorigenicity 7 protein homolog. NCBI's taxonomy places the organism in Eukaryota, Metazoa, Chordata, Actinopteri, Cyprinodontiformes, Nothobranchiidae. The record is from RefSeq and is a predicted model, not a curated record.
GCCGGUUAGCUGACGUUAGCCGUGGAGCUAACCUGCAGACACGUAUACACAGGAGUCCGGACACAUGUGAAGUUUGUGCUGGAAGAAAUGUUGGCUCCCACUAGAAAAGUCACCUGUUUCUCUGCUAAUUAAGCUCCUGGCCCAGCCAUGUUCGGUACAGAAUCCUCAUCUGCAAAUCCUAGCUUGCGUGCCCAGCAGUCUACAUUCAGAUGGAUGGAGUUGUUGCUGCAUCAUCACGACCUGCUCCUCCCCAUUCAGUAAGCAUGUUUCUCAACACCCUCACACCCAAGUUCUAUGUGGCUCUCACAGGCACUUCGUCCCUCAUAUCAGGACUCAUAUUGAUCUUUGAGUGGUGGUAUUUCAGGAAAUAUGGGACCUCCUUCAUAGAGCAGGUGUCUGUGAGUCACCUGCGCCCCCUGCUGGGUGGAGUGGACAACAGCUCCCCCACCAACUCAAACACCAUUAAUGGAGAGGCCGACUCCAGUCGGCAAAGUGUGUCAGAAUGUAAAGUGUGGAGAAAUCCGCUGAAUUUAUUUCGUGGAGCUGAGUAUAAUCGGUAUACGUGGGUAACAGGUCGAGAGCCGCUGACGUACUACGACAUGAACUUGUCAGCGCAGGACCAUCAAACUUUCUUUACUUGUGACUCGGACCACCUUCGGCCGGCUGACGCCAUCAUGCAGAAAGCGUGGAGGGAGAGGAACCCACAGGCUCGUAUCUCUGCAGCACAUGAUGCUCUGGAGCUUGAGGACUGUGCGACGGCAUACAUCCUUCUGGCAGAGGAGGAGGCCACCACCAUCAUGGAGGCAGAGCGAUUAUUUAAACAAGCACUAAAAGCUGGCGAGGGCUGCUACCGCCGCAGCCAGCAGCUGCAGCAUCACGGUACCCAGUACGAAGCCCAGCACAGAAGAGACACAAACGUGUUGGUGUACAUAAAGAGGAGGCUGGCCAUGUGCUCCAGAAAGCUGGGCCGAACACGAGAAGCCGUGAAGAUGAUGAGAGAUUUGUGUGUUUUCCAGUUAAUGAAGGAGUUCCCUCUCCUCAGUAUGUUCAACAUUCAUGAAAACCUGCUGGAGUCGCUCCUCGAGCUCCAGAACUACGCUGACGUCCAGGCGGUUCUGGCCAAGUAUGACGAUAUUAGCUUACCCAAAUCUGCAACGAUAUGCUACACAGCAGCCUUGCUGAAAGCUAGAGCGGUGUCAGACAAGUUCUCUCCAGAGGCAGCGUCCAGGCGGGGUCUGAGUACAGCAGAGAUGAAUGCAGUAGAAGCCAUCCAUCGAGCAGUUGAGUUCAACCCUCAUGUCCCCAAAUAUCUGCUGGAGAUGAAGAGUCUGAUUCUUCCUCCAGAACACAUCCUAAAGAGAGGCGACAGCGAAGCCAUUGCUUAUGCCUUCUUUCACCUGCAGCACUGGAAAAGGGUAGAGGGGGCACUCAAUCUGCUGCACUGCACCUGGGAGGGCACGUUCAGAAUGAUCCCGUAUCCUCUGGAGAAGGGACACCUGUUCUAUCCUUAUCCCAUCUGCACGGAGACCGCAGAUAGAGAGCUGCUACCCACAGUGUUUCAUGAGGUGUCAGUCUACCCUAAGAAGGAGCUGCCCUUCUUCAUCCUCUUCACUGCUGGUCUCUGCUCCUUCACCGCCAUGUUGGCUCUGCUCACACACCAGUUCCCUGAGCUCAUGGGAGUGUUUGCUAAAGCUUUCCUCAGCACGCUGUUCGCUCCUCUCAACUUCAUCAUGGAGAAGGUGGAGAGCAUCCUGCCGUCCAGCCUCUGGCACCAACUCACACGCAUCUGACCUGGAUCUACGGCACCACAAUCUGAACCUCGACCAGCACCACACACGGACAUAAACAGCUGAACUGAAACCCACAACACUGCGUUGCACCACACGGACACGCCUUUGUGCCAAGAAUAAUUUAACCCAGUUCAAACCAAACAGGAGACAAAGGGACACACAGGACCGGUUUGGACCUUAUGGACUUUUGUUUGGGGGGCGGUUCAGUUGUUUAAAGCUGUUCUUUUGUUGUUAAAAAAAAAAGGUGAUCAGUUGCCAUCAUUAAAAAGCUCAAAUGAAAAAAAAAA